This is a messenger RNA of Salvelinus namaycush (lake trout), 5451 nucleotides long. Its product is annotated as gastrula zinc finger protein XlCGF57.1-like. Gene Ontology annotation, biological process: regulation of transcription by RNA polymerase II. Bases 231 to 2204 code for a protein of 657 amino acids. Gene Ontology annotation, molecular function: DNA-binding transcription factor activity, RNA polymerase II-specific; RNA polymerase II cis-regulatory region sequence-specific DNA binding. The transcript has 21 exons. Gene Ontology annotation, cellular component: nucleus. Lineage: Eukaryota; Metazoa; Chordata; Actinopteri; Salmoniformes; Salmonidae. The record is from RefSeq and is a predicted model, not a curated record.
UCUCCUCGGGGAGCACAUCCGGUGGCGUUUCCUGUGUUUGUAAAUUGAAAGAAAUUGGAACUCAGGCCACGGGCGUCGAAACACGACAAACGAGGAAAAUUUAAAGUUUUAGUGCUAGAUGAGUGAGGUGGGUGUGGCCCCCCGUCAGACUGACCAUCCUGAUUGACGGAUCCCUGGAUGACCUUGUCCCCGCCCCCAUCCCCGCCCUCACAUACACCGUUCCCACUGCAAUGUCACACCUGCCCAGCAGCUCAGUCCGCGACCAUAUGAAAUGGGCGGGGUUGCUUGGCUGUGAGGCUGUUCUCUCCAGUAUGGCCCUGAUGCAGGCCAGCUCCAUGGCCGGUCCGCCCAAGAAGAUGAUGGCUCCACUCGGCCAUGGACCACCACCCCAGAGGGAUGGUUUAGACCGCGGUCCUCAGAGCCACAUGAUCCUGCCAUCUGGAAUGAGCUGUCCACCCCUGCUUAUCCGGAAGGAGGCUGACUUCCACGCCCCCCGCCUGCUGGACGAGAAGGAGAUGAGGGCCAACGAGGACAUGCAGCUGAAAAAGAAGAACAGGAAGUCAGGAACUCCGUGUAAAGUGAGAGAGCAAGACGGGAGGGGAGGGAAGGUGGUUGUUGUGGAUGAGAAUGGUAACUGUCCAAUAUCCAAAGUGCAGAAGAACUUCAUCUGUGAUCACUGUUACGGAGCAUUUAGGAGUGGAUAUCACCUGAAGAGACACAUUCUCAUUCAUACAGGGGAGAAGCCGUAUGCUUGUGGCAUAUGUGACAUGAGGUUUAUUCAGCGUUACCACCUGGAGAGACACAGCCUCAUUCACACGGGGGUGAAGCCGUACGCUUGUUCCAUGUGUGACAUGAGGUUUUUCCAGCGUUACCACCUGGAGAGACACAGCCUCACUCAUACGGGGGUGAAGCCGUACGCUUGCUCCAUGUGUGACAUGAGGUUCUACCAGCGUUACCACCUGUCUCGACACAGCCUCACUCAUACGGGAGUGAAGCCAUAUGCUUGUUCCAUGUGUGACAUGAGGUUUAUUCAGCGUUACCAACUGGAGAGACACAGCCUCACUCAUACGGGGGUGAAGCCAUUUGGUUGCACCAUGUGUGACAAGAGGUUCUUCCAGCGCUACCACCUGGCCAGACACAGCCUCACUCAUAUGGGGGUGAAGCCGUAUGCUUGCACCAUGUGUGACAAGAGGUUUUUCCAGCGAGACCAUCUACGGAGACACAGCGUCACUCAUAUGGCGGUGAAGCCGUUCGCUUGCACCAUGUGUGACAAGAGGUUUUUUGAGCGCCACCACCUGCGGAGACACAGCAUCACUCAUAUGGGGGUGAAGCCGUUCGCUUGCACCAUGUGUGACAAGAGGUUUUUUGAGCGCCACCACCUGCGGAGACACAGCAUCACUCAUAUGGGGGUGAAGCCGUUCGCUUGCACCAUGUGUGACAAGCGGUUUUAUCAGCGCCACCACCUGCGGAGACACAGCAUCACUCAUAUGGGGGUGAAGCCGUACGCUUGCACCAUGUGUGACAAGCGGUUUUACCAGCGCCACCACCUAGCAAGACACAGCGUCACUCACAUGGGAGUGAAGCCGUAUGCUUGCACCAUGUGUGACAAGAGGUUUUAUCAGCGCCACCACCUGGCGAGACACAACGUCACUCACAUGGGAGUGAAGCCGUACGGUUGCACCAUGUGUGACAAGAGGUUUUACCAGCGUUACCUCCUGGCAAGACACAGCCUCACUCAUUUGGGUGUGAAACCUUACGCUUGCACCAUGUGUGACAUGAGGUUUGUUCAGCGCUACCACCUGACAAGACACAGCCUCACUCACACGGGGGUGAAGCCGUAUGCUUGUUCCAUGUGUGACAUGAGGUUUAUUCAGCGUAACCACCUGGAGAGACACAGCCACACUCAUACGGGGGAGAAGCCGUUUGCUUGUGACAUGUGUGACAUGAGGUUUAUCCAGCGUUACCAUCUGGAGAGACACAAGCGUGUCCACAGCGGAGAGAAGCCUUAUCAGUGUGAGCGCUGCCAGCAGAACUUCUCGCGGACAGACCGGCUGCUUCGACAUCGACGGCUGUGCCAGGGCCGGGGUGUGGCCAAGGUGGAGAACCAGCCGUGCUGCGAGCCCCGCCCUUACUCCCAGGAGCCCCCGCCCGCUCCACCAACUUGGAGCCCCCUGCACCCCCCUCCUGGUCGGCUGGCUGUCUGACUGACAUUCCCCCCACCCCCAUCGUCCCUCCAUACACUUACACACAUACACGACUACCACCUCCCCAGAGAGACAGGACAGGCCACAGGGUCUUUGUCACGCAGCCCUGCGCUCAGUGGCCACACUCUGGCAAAGACUGAUCCUGCAGCUCCAGUCCUGAGGUUACUAUGACAGAGGGACAAAUACAGGUAACUGCCAAAAUACAGGAAACACUUGAGUAAAUGAGGGAUACAAAGUAUAUUGAAAGCAGGUGCUUCCACACAGGUUUGGUUCCUGACUUAAUUAACAUGCCAUCAUGCUUAGGGUCGUGUGAGAAAAUGCUCAGUUGCUCCUUAUUUUAGCUCCUAUGGCUAGAAGGAGAGAUCUGUGACUUUGAAACAGGUCUCAAAGGUGCAUGGGGGUUUAAAGUGUGUGUGUGUCAGUCACCAGAUCUCAACCCAAUUGAACACUUACGGGAGAUUCUGGAGCGGCGCCAGAGACAGAUUUUUCCACCACCGUCAACAAAACACCAAAAGAUGGAAUUUUGCGUGAAAGAAUGGUGUGGCAUCCCUCCACUAGAGUUCCAGACACUUGUAGAAUCCAUGCCACGGUGUUUUGAAGCUGCUCUGGCUCGUGGUGGCACAAUGCCCUAUUAAGACACUUUAUGUUGGUGUUUCCUUUAUUUUAGCAGUUACCUGUUUUUAUUUGUUGUGUUUUGUCGUCUUUUGAGAGCGAGUUUCCUUCGAUAGUUAGUCUAUUUUGUUCUUAAUAUAUCAGAUCCUUUCUCAAAGUUAAGUUUUGUAUUAUUUAGGUUUAUUGUUUGUGCACUUGGUGGUACUCUUGGGGAGGGUGGGGUUACUGUUUGUCGUUACACCAUGGUAAUGAUGAACUGGUGUGUGUAUAUAUAUAUAUAUAUAUACAUGAAUAUAUAACAAUAUACAACAGAGGAUGUCUGUGGAAAAUGUAGAACAUGUAGUUUGUGAAAGGGGGGGAAAAGGAGAAGUUGUCAGACUGGUACAGGUGUCAGAACUGUUAAAGAAAAAGGGGUUCCAUAUAGUUAAUUUAGGACGGUAUAAGCAAGUGGAGGACGUCCUAACAGGUCAAAGGUGAAGGGUCAGGUCAGAGGAUGUUUUAUUGGAUAGAGAUGUGCUGAUGACUCAGGAAGUGGCACAGGCAGGAUGACAGCGUUACCAAUUCCCAUUACACCCUUUAACGGUGUACGUAUGUACAGAGGUCUAUGUGAGAAGGUCGCAGGCUCUUUCACGGUCAGUUCCAUUACAGAUGUACGUGGAAAACAACGGCACAAGAUGGCAGCUUCAGCAAGUCCCAUUACUUUGUGUUUGUACAGAUCCUCAUGUUGAGAGGAUAGCAGGAGGUAUACAAAAUCUUGUGGCCUUAGAGCAUGCUUAUUUUUUAUGUUUUGUAUUUUAUUCAUUUGCCUUUUUGUUUUUUGAAUGAAUGGUUUAAUUAUUAUUAUACGAUUAUAAGGACGAGCCACUGCCUUUUACAAGCGGGGUAUAUUUUUCCAAAGCUGUCAACCUUAUAGAACACUGCUUACUGCAAUGGCACUAUAAGGCAUAGGCUUAUAGUGCCAUUGGCAAAUCCUUCCUCUGUUCUUUGAGAUAAUUGAUAUAGUGCUGGUUAUUAUUGUUAAUAAUGUAACCCCUUGUGUAAUCAUUCAGUAACCCUGGGAGUUUGACAAUUCCAGUGAGAUGCUAAUAGUGCUAAUUUCAGUCAGGCAAUGCUUUGGCCAGCUACAGGCCAUAUCGAUCAUUUUGUCAUAGCUAAAUCAGCAAUUGCUUCACUACACUAACAAAUGCCUUUUACUGAGUUAUGUGGAGUAGGUGUGUGUAUAAAGGAUUUGUGUUAGUUCUUUCUGGGGUUAGCCUUAACCCAAAUAAGAUCUGACUCUUAAAUAAUCAUUGUAGUGCUAAAUGAUAUUGUAAUGAAUGACUCUGUAACAUGUAACAAACUUUUAAACAUGUCUGUGGUUUACCCCCUCUAAUUGUAAUGGUUACAGAGCACGGAGAUGCUCUAGUUAAUGUCUACCUACUCUGACAUUUGAUCUAUUUCUAUGUGGGUUAGUCGGUGGGUCUGUUGGUGGUGUUCCCCAGCAGCCUGUCUGUGGACUAGUAGAGCAGCCUAGGAGAGGCUCUCUGAAACUUGGCCCUGAGGACCCCCUGUGUGUGCUGGACUUCACUUCAACCGAAUCAUUGAAUUUAAUGAAUGUUUCUCUAUAUCACCAUGCUACUACUGUCAGUGAAACAAUGUACCUUUGUUUAUUUAGUAAUACCGUAUGUAUAUUCCAGAAAUGUUGCGAUGUACUGUCGGCAGUAGUUAAGAGAUUGAACUGUUCAAUUAUGCCUGAGUGAUUAGAGGAUGUCAUCCAGCAAACACAGGUGCUUCCUAGUACCAGGGUUGAGAGACUCCAGCUUACUGUAUGAUUUGGCAAGCCCAUUCCCUAAGAAAUGUGGGAAAGAUGCCACCAGUGACCACGACUGCCCACCAGUGAGGCCAUAGGGCAAGGCGGGUUGCCAUUAACUUUUAAAUCCCUCUGUUCUUGUCUUUUUUAAGUAUUGUUAUCAAUCUUAUGGUGAAAAUGCAAUAGAAUCUUUGUCUGAUCAGUUAAUACAGUGAAAUGUUUUUUUCUUCUAAGCAUCAGACAAAGGAUGGAGCGAUUUAGAGAAGAGCUCUUCUCUCUCUUCCCCAUCGCAUUUGACGAUUCUGUUAAUGUUUCAAGGACCUUUUUUUUUCUGAAAGUAUUGUAAACACUGGAGUGAUAAAAACAAAAGACAAAAAAAUAUAUGGAAUAUGGAUAUUUUUUUUUUCAAAUCAGUACUAGAUUUUAGUCUUUAGACAGAGCCUCUUACUCCUCAACUUGACAAAGAAGAUGGACAGAACCAUUUGGAUCAGUACUGUAUUGAGAGCCCAGGGCAUCUAGUAAUUUAAAGAUUAGAGGCGGUAGUACCUCAAGACAAUGACUGUUUUCAUACAAAUCCCCUUCUAUUUGUAGUAAAUGAUAUUGCUAGAGGUAAGCAACAGCAUCUACAGUAGCUAUCACAGGUUAGCCUUUUAUUUUUCUUUAUUAGUCUUGCAUGCAGUUAUGGUCCUCCAGUUAAGAUAGGAUCUUAUAUUGAUUAUUCUUUUGUGUAGGCAAAAUAAGUGCAUCUAAAAUAAACCUUGUGAUCCAAUUAGUUUUAAUUGUAUGGAGUAAGGGGAGAGGCUUCUUACCAUUAUGCUGAAAUAAAAUACUUUGUAAAAGACUUGA